Messenger RNA from Melanotaenia boesemani (Boeseman's rainbowfish), 2459 nucleotides. Its product is annotated as HERV-H LTR-associating protein 1. The transcript has 15 exons. The record is from RefSeq and is a predicted model, not a curated record. Lineage: Eukaryota; Metazoa; Chordata; Actinopteri; Atheriniformes; Melanotaeniidae. The coding region runs from base 151 to 1722 and encodes 523 amino acids.
CUCGGCAAGCCGCCAGCCACUGCCGUUUAGAGGAGGGGAAACACGCUUCAUUUAAUCCUUAUCUGACCGCUCUGUGUUACACACCGGGAGAGGUUUGAUCCAGCCGGGAGUUCAGUUCACGGGAGACGGUCAACUGGAAACAGCAGGGCCAUGGCAGCCUUCUGGAGCUUCAUGCAGCAUCCACGCUUCUGUUUUCUAAGCUGUCUUUCUGGAGUUUUACUCUUUCUGCUCUUAAGCCAAGCAUUUAGACCCAGGCAGCAGUUGGAGAAGCACAAAAGAGACUUUUCUGACUCCACAGAAAUCCCAGCAGAACACAUCGAUCCCGCUGCCAUCGACCUCACCCUCCUGGUCAAUACUUUAAUAAAUUCAAGCCAAUCAGGUUCCCGGCAGCUCUUCUCGCUGCUCAGUGUGACGUCCUACAGCUCACUGGCUCUCCAUAAACUCACCCUGUUGGUCUACAACAUUUCCAGCACCAGAAAUCUAGAAAGCGGCAUGUUCAGGAGAAGGUUCUGCUACUGCGUCACCAACGAAACCAACGAUUUAACAGACUUCACAGCCAUACUGUUGGAUGUGAUGGGAAACUCUACAAGUCACCUACAUGAGCUCUUCAAGUCUUCCUCCAUUUUAUCAGUAAGUCAGAGGAACAACUCGGACUGUAUUUACAUCUGUGUGAUGGCAGGUAAGACGGGCAGAGUGAUGCCUGAUUUGUGGGAGGUCGGCUCCAUUACUCCACUCUUUAACCAGACCAUCGCUGAAGGGCCACACACAGUGGCUAACAUCUCAGACUUCAGACUUCCUGCUGAAUGGAGCCAACAGCCCACAAAUCUGAGUCACAUCUCCCCGUCUGGGACCAGCUCCAUGCUGACCGGCAGGAUCCAUUCCACUGCACAUGCUUCAGCAGCAACUCCGGAUGAAACGCCUGCAACAACAGCAAAGGUCACCAGCACUCUGCCAACACUUCCACCUUCCACAUCCUUCAGUCCAUCAACAGUCCGAAGGCCCGAGACAUCAAAAUCAUGGACGACCCAGAGAUUUCUGGCUCUCAGCAGGACAACGCGAAGUGUAACAACACGACCGGGGACACUGACGAUGGCAACAGUUCCUCAGACUCAAACCACAGAAAUAACAAGUUUACCACUACUCAGAACCCUGAAACAACCAACCACUACAGUUUCAGCUCCAGCCACAGUUAGGCCUCUGACAACCGCAAUAAUGACUCAACUCACCACAUUGUCUCUAAAAUCCACCACACACUCACCAGCAAUAAGUCUGGCCCCGCUGACCACAGCUACCAGUACAACUCAACACACACUACUCACAGUCCAUCCAACAAGACUUUCACCUUUCCAACCAACAGCAGGAACUACGGUGGCCAGAAGGACCACUCUCAGCAGGAGAACUACAACCCCUAGCAAAUCUGUGGAAACAGAGAAACCAGGUUGUCCCUGGAGGAGACCGGCGCUUCAUGGCGAGUCCGUCUCCAUCACCACGACGACGGUCAGCGCUCACAAGCUGCAGCCCUGCGUCCUUGAGCUCUGCAAGUUCUUCUCCCAGUGCCUCUGCAGACCCUUCAGCCACAAAACCAGCAUGAAAAGAUACUGUGAUGACAGCCACCUCUGGUACGAAAAGCACACAUUCGAAGUGUGCCAACGAGUACGAAGAAUCUCCUUCUCCAGAAAUCUGAAACAGAGAUGCCUGACAAAGAUGUGCAAUAAACUGUGACCAGAGGGGAGGCAGAGAAGGCAAAGAACCGUUCAUCAUCACAGGAAGAGGCCGAAGCCACAAACAGCAGCAGAUAACACCUCUGGAACAUCUGGAGAAGACGUCGGUAAUCUCUAAAAUGAUUGGAUUUCAUUCACAACACUUUAACAGACUGAUCUGUUUCAGGUAUUACCGACUAAAGUGUGGAUAGAUGAGUCGCACUGAAUCGGACAUCCCUGAACUACAACUGGACCAUUUAUCUAAAAAAAGAGAAAAGUCUGGACCAUUAACGAUUAUUAGAAUUAAAGAAUUUUUAACCUCGAACACAUGAAGGUUUUUUCUUGCUUUUUUGUAAAAUUGUAGGUAAAAUCACAGAAAAUUGGGCGGUGAAAGUAGAAUGGGUAACUACAUACUCAUUUUUAAAGUUUUUAAACUACAGUUUCUUUGUAUUUAUGAACAUCAUACAAUGUUUGACCAGUGAACUGUGCAAACACAUCUAUGAUCUAACUAGAUUGUUUCUUUUUAAAUAUGUCGUCUUGUAUUAUGUGGUAUUGGAGAUGAUUAUAAAUCUUUAAAAACCUGAAAGCUGCUUCUGCUUUUGCACUCUAAAGAGCUCAGACUGCAGUUGAACAAUGAAACAAAACAUAUUCAGAAAGAAAGUUUUCAUACCUGUAAUAAACAUGAUCAUGUCAUAAUGUAUUUUCGCUGACUCAGCUUUUCUUAAGAACGCUAAAAACAGUUUUUCUUCUAUUUGUUCU